Molecule: messenger RNA, 1087 nt
Organism: Gossypium arboreum
Lineage: Eukaryota; Viridiplantae; Streptophyta; Magnoliopsida; Malvales; Malvaceae
Exons: 1
Coding region: 268-918 (216 amino acids)
Source: RefSeq, a predicted model, not a curated record
UCCGCCAAACGAAUUCAAAAUCUUGAAAUCCAAGAAAAUAAAAUUCUUCCAAGUCACUCCCUUCUCUACUGCCACAUCAUCCUAAACUUUCGCACCUAUAUUUUUCCCAGAAAAAGAACUCCUUCAUUUUCCUUCCUAAGAAAAUAAACACACACCCAAACAUUACAUACAUACAUACACAAAUUUUCUUAUAUCUCAGAAACCCUCAGUUGAGUGUUCAUUUUUAUUUAUUUAUUGCAUAUCACAUAUGAAAAAGAAAAACCUGCCAUGAAUGCUUCAACCAAGCUUGGCAUAGCUCUCCUCGUUAUCUUCACAACAUGCCUCUUCGCUCUUCUCUUAGAGCUGGUUUACGUCCUUCAGCGAAAACGUCAACCAUUAAUCGUCAGCGGCGGCCCUGGUUUAAUCAGCUCUAAGGAACUACUCUACUUCUUCUGCUGCAAAAACAAACCAACCCGUGUGGAACCCUCCUCUGGGGUAGUGUCUACGACGCCAACGGAGGCUGCCACAGCGGCGGAUUCGGAGGCAGCCACCAUGGAGGAAGAAGAGUACGAGUUGGCAAAGUGGCAUGAGGUGUACGGACAAUCGAGGGUUUUGUAUACGAUAAAAGAAGGUGAAAGAGAAGGAGCUGACAGCGUCGAGACAUCCAGUGGUCAGAGUGAAACGAAAAGCGAGAAGAGGGUUUGUUUGUCGGGUCGGGUCGAAAUGCCCAAUGACGUGGCGGUUGUAGUUGAUGUGGGGGAAGAGGAAGCGACGCCCUUCUCAACGCCCAUCUCUUCGCCUUCUUACUUUACUCCUUCACCUUCUCCUGGUCGUGAUGUUGCGAUUUCGAUAUCGUCACUGGAAAAUGAUGACCUAAGAUCGUCGGAGACUGAAAGACCAGAAAGCGGGACUUUCAGUUUAAGCACCGAAGGCGAGUAAAAUUUACUUCGCUUAAAUUACAUUGAAUAGUGAUCCCACCUUUCAAUUAUUAAUUUUUUAAAUUUAAUUAUUUAACUUUUCAAAAUUAAAUAUUUUAGCCACUCUUUUCUUUUGUUGCCUAAUGAACCUGAUAACAAAUUUUUUUUAAAGAUUUUUAUACCAUACAAAA